GGUGGCUGAAGAGGUGACGGUGCUCUCAAGGGCUCCAGAUUUUCCCCCAGAGGAGCCUCCUAACGCAACAGUCUGAAGAGAGAGAUUUCCCAGCAUCCCCCUAAAAUAUUCUUCCCUCCCCACCCCAAUUCUCAGCUUCGGCAACAAUGUGACAAAUGCAGUGGAAAUUCUACAGCAAGCGUAAUGGAACCACAUGUGGUAUGGGGGAUCCCCAAGUGAACAGUACACCCCAGAGGGAGCCCCCCAAAAAACAUAAAGUCAGGUGACCAUCAGCUUUGAUAUCCCAGUCUGUAUUGACCACGGGGCAAGGAAUUCCUCUUCAUCCUGUGAAAGUACGAAUAUCUUAUCUAGAGAACCACUGAGGAUAUUGGCUUUUUUGGGGGUUCUAGCCCUGCUUCCCACCACAUGGCUAUUUUGUGAGAAUCACAUGACUGUCUAGCCCACGUGGCGAUGGGUCGGGAGAAUGAACUGAUUCAGGCUGUGAAAAGUGGAGAUGUCGGUGCUGUCCAAAAAUUCCUGGCGAAAUUCCGAACUCCCAAAAGUAAGCUCCUUGGAUCAACCAAAAGACUGAAUGUAAAUCAUCAGGAUGCGGAUGGGUUCUCUGCCCUUCACCAUGCUGCACUCAGUGGAAACUCUGAGCUUCUCCUUUUGUUGUUGGAAAUGCAGGCUUCAGUGGACAUCAAAGAUGGGAACGGGAUGCGACCCCUCCAUUAUGCAGCUUGGCAGGGCCAACCGGAACCUGUGCGCCUCUUGCUUCGAGCCUCUGCCAGUGUUAAUGCUGCAUCUCAUGAUGGACAGAUCCCACUGCACUUGGCUGCCCAGUAUGGUCACUAUGAAGUGUCUGAGACCCUCCUGCAGCAUCAGUCAAACCCGUGUCAUGUUAACAAGGGAAAGAAAACCCCCUUGGACCUAGCCUGUGAAUUUGGAAGAGUGAAAGUAGUUCAGCUGUUGUUGAACAGUCACCUGUGCGUCUCUCUCUUAGAAGGAACUUCUAAAGAUCCAACAGAUCCAAAUUUCACUACACCACUUCACUUGGCUGCCAAAAAUGGUCACUUGGAAGUUAUCAGGUUGCUGCUCAAAUUGGGCAUUGAAAUUAACAAGGUGACCAAGAUGGGUACUGCUUUGCAUGAGGCCGCCCUCUGUGGAAAGACGGAAGUGGUGAAGCUACUGAUAGAGAACGGAGUAGAUGUGAAUAUUCGGAACACGUACAAUCAGACAGCACUGGAUAUAGUCAAUCAGUUUACUACCACCCACGCCAGCAUUGACAUCAAGCAGCUUCUCAGAGAAGCAUCCGGCAUACUGAAGGUCCGAGCACUGAAGGAUUUUUGGAACGCUCAUGACCCAACAGCGCUAAACAUCCGAGCUGGAGAUCUAAUAACGGUCUUGGAGCAGCACCCCGAUGGCCGCUGGAAGGGGCACAUUCAUGAUCCUCAGAAAGGAACUGACCGUGUCGGCUUCUUUCCUCCAUCCAUUGUCGAGGUUAUCAGCAAAAGGCUUGGCUCCACGCUAUCCCGUAACAUCACUGUGCCAUCACAUCAGCACCUGGCAAAAACUGCCCUCACACUGCCAAUUCAGCACAGUCCAGGCUCUCAACUUGGCAUUAACCCUGACACAUCAGUAGCUGGUGACCGUCACAGUGUGGGCAGUGAGAGCAGUGUACGGAGUGCUGGCAGUGGGCAAAGCUGCGAGGGACAGCAGAUAAACACAGCUCUUCUUAUAGAGAAUGCACAGACAAUGGAUUUUGGCUCAGAAAAUCUGCAGAACUGCCAAACAUUUCCAGGCCCUGUCUCAGGACACCAUCUAUCCACCAUCCUACCAGUAGAGAAAAACCCUGGGGAUUAUCUGCAAGGAAAGGAUGCUGAGCAAAUAUUUUGCUGGCUACGUGGCUUCCAGAUGGAAACAUAUGUGGGAAACUUUAUUUCGGCCGGCUAUGACCUUCCAACAAUCAUGCGUGUGACCCCAGAGGACUUAACAGCCAUUGGAGUGACAAAGCCAGGACACAGGAAAAUGAUUUCCACCGAGAUUGGCAAGCUUAUAGUAGCAGAUGGGCUGCCCCAGCAAAUACCUGUGGACUUAUGGGACUGGCUUUCUCAGCUGGGGUUGCCAGAGUACCACAAGCAACUCUCUGAAAAUGGCUAUGAAUCUCUGAGCACUGUGACAGAACUCACAUGGGAGGGAUUGCAGGAGAUCGGAAUCCACAGAUUAGGACAUCAAAAGAAGCUUCUAUUGGGUGUGAAACGCUUGCUUGACCUUCAGAAGGGAUACCCUAUUGGGGGAACAUUAAGACGGAGGAUUCUAGGGUCCCAAGACACUGUUGCUGUUGUGGAGCCUCCUGAAAAUGGAGACCUCCCAGUAACACCCAAACUGCUAACCUUUCAAGGAGCAGAACUGAGCCGGGAGCUGCAAAGCGCCCUGACGCGGGGCAAUGAACAGUUGUGCACUGGUAGGAGGUCUUUCAGCCAGGAGAGCAUUAGCUCUCGUUCUCAGGGUUCUGGCCAUUCCCAGGAAUCUGCUUCCUCUUACCCGGUUCUGCCUGUUCAUCUUCAAGGAGUAGACUUGAACCUUCCAGAAAGAAAUCACCCGGAAGGGACAGACCAGAUUCUUCAAAACCACUGGGUCCCCAAUGGAUGCCUGAUUCAGCCAGAGCCACCCGCACCCCCACCCAAGCCUGCACUUAAAAAGCGUUCACUCAGUGCUUGCCGUUAUGCAUUGUCAGAUGGUGAACCAGAAGAGGAGGAGGAGAAGAAAAUAGCUACAGCUGGCACAGGGACACUUAGUACAUACGCCACCUUAACUCGGCGUCCUGGGCGCAGCUGCUUGACUAAUGGGAAGCCAGAGAAAAAAGUUCAACGUAGCCAAUCAUUUGCUGUUAGAGCACGUAGAAAGGGGCCUCCUCCACCACCUCCAAAAAGACUCAGUUCCAUGUCCAGUGCAGAGGGGCAAUCUCCUGAAGGACAGAGCUCAGUAAAGACCAUUGCUGCACAACUAGAGGAUAUAGGUAGAGGGACAGGAUUCUCUGCUAGUACCAGCAAAGCUACUCACACAGAAGUGCUGGAAGGUUCUGGAACACGCAGAAGGACUGUGAGUGAGUCUGCUGCUGGCCUCGGUGGGAGACUUUCCCUCCCUUUGACCACAAAAAAAGAUGAGGAAGAAGAGAGGAAGGAAGAGCCUAUUUCCUCACAGCACAGUUCUAGUGAGAGCAUUCCUUUUGCAGAAGAGGGUAACCUCACCAUUAAGCAGCGCCCCAAACCUCCUGGGGCCAAGCUAGAGCAAGAUGCCACAUCAGAACUCAGUCCCACUCAGGAGUCACAGUUACAAUCUGCUGAGGCCCAACGUCAUUUAGAGUCCUCUGCUGUUCUGGCUAAACCUGUUACUGUAGUCUUAGCACAGGCCCGACCUCAGAUAGCAGCCAAACCCCAAAUCGGGCCAAAGCCAGACACAGGGGCCAGGGCACCACCAGCCACAUCUAUACCAAAGAAUGAGGAACAUGAUUUUAAUCUUACAGAAUCAGACACCGUAAAGAGGAGACCAAAAGUGAAGGAAAAGGAGGAAGAGAGUCCCAAGGCACCACUAGCAAACAACUCUCCAUCUCUCAUUCCAUCACAAGAACCCUUGACACAAGACACUUUGAUUGCCAAAAUAGCAGAUAUAGACAAAAGACUCUUGAGCUUGGGAGAAGUGGAGGAUUCAGUAAAGAAAACUGGAAUAGAUACAAGAAGCACAGGGGUCUCCAUCUCUCAGACUCAUCUUGUCAUUUCUGGCCCCCAGCAAGUUUUACAGAAACCCUCCAAAGCAGUAACUGGCCCAUUGUUCCCUGCUGGAUCUAUUCUAUGGGAUGAAGAGUCAGAGGCUUCAAGCAGGGAACAGACAUGCAUUCCUCAGCAAAGCAUUUCCAAUUCAGACAAGGGACCUCCAGUAUUUACCAGUUCACUACAGAACACAGAGGAACUACAAGACACUAGGGAAAAAAGUUGCAGGGAAACUGUGCAACUAACCAAGAACAUCCUUGACGAUAUCAGCACCAUGUUCGACGACCUAGCUGAGCAACUGGAAGCCAUGUUGGACUGAGGCCUGUUUAAAUUUGUGGCUAUGCUCAAAGACAUACAGGCUCUGGAUAUGAUUACUCGGGCCGGAGAUAAAUAUAACUGCCAGAAAACCCUGACCGUGAGAAGUUAUUUACACUGCUGUACUGCAGUGUCAGGGGCUAUUCGAAUGCCAUAACUAGAUUACUAACAAGUUCUGUUUUGUGCUUGUUAAUAGCUGCCUUUUUCACAUUACAUUUAUCCGUUGCUGCUGUUUUGCUUUCCACGUUUGCAUUUCGUUCAAUGUUAAUGCUUGAAUGCAUAUGUGGAAACCUGUAAAAAGAUGUGUGUUUUUGUUAAGAAUAUAUUUUAUGUUAAAAGGGCUUUUAUAUUUACAUAUCUAUAUAAUAUGAUUAUUAAUUAGU
Messenger RNA from Xenopus laevis (African clawed frog), 4447 nucleotides. RefSeq names its product CASK interacting protein 2 S homeolog (gene caskin2.S). Lineage: Eukaryota; Metazoa; Chordata; Amphibia; Anura; Pipidae. The record is from RefSeq and is marked provisional.